Molecule: messenger RNA, 684 nt
Organism: Hyphopichia burtonii NRRL Y-1933
Lineage: Eukaryota; Fungi; Ascomycota; Pichiomycetes; Serinales; Debaryomycetaceae
Exons: 1
Coding region: 1-684 (227 amino acids)
Cellular component (GO): membrane; endomembrane system
Source: RefSeq, a predicted model, not a curated record
AUGGCUAGAACAGUUGGUGAUCCAGUUAUCACGGCGAUAACUUUUUUCUCUAUUCUCGGUGGGUUAUAUGGGAUAUUCCUGAUUCUUUCAUUACCAUUACCACCCCAUCUUAUAAGAGGUGGACACUGGCAGUUUCUUACUAAUUUAAGUCUUGUUUAUUCAUUAUGUGUUUUCUUGAUUGGGUUUCUUGCUCAUGUAUCAAGAUCAGAAAAGUUAUUUGAAGUCAAAAAUAACUUACAUCCAAUUGGGCUUGCGCUAGAAGCAGUUGUUGCUUGCGUUUAUUGGCCUUUAAGAAUAUUCUUUUUACAUUUAUUGGUUGCUGAGCCUGAAAAAAUGUCAUUACCUUUGGUAACUGAUUUAUGUAUCCAUUUAUUGCCGGUGGUUUCAUUACUUGUUGAUUACUUGAUCUUCAUGCCCAGAUGGACCUUGACUGCAACUAGUGCUUUAUCCAUGUGUGCUGUUUUAUCAACUGCCUACUACUUUCUUUUGAAAAAAUUGGUAGACGUGGAGUCGGGUGCUUCAUAUCCAUAUAUGUUUUUGAACACAGAAAAGGAAUCAACCAGGAUCAUGAUCUUUGGUAUGGUUGCAUUUGUGGGAUUCUCCCAAUUCAUCUUUAUGCGUAUGCUUUACGACUGGAUUGUGGGUUCUUCUGAUGAAGAAAUAGAAGCUAAAAAGAUAGAAUAG